AUGGAUGCGAUCAUGCAAAUGAUGUACACCUUUCAUGAAGCAGUUGAUGAAGCCAUCUUUCCAUUUCAAAUAAAAUUAGCUGCCGGAUUGGCGUGCAAGUCACUUGAAAUUAUCGAAUGUUAUGAGCUGUUACCCAACGCUGUUCUUGCUACACGAUUGCAGAUGAUUAAAACCAACUUUAUUUUAAUUUUCAACUGUGAAGCUUUUGAAGUAGAAAAAGUUUUUGAAGGGGAAAACGGAGAGAACUCGUCAAAACAAUCUAAAUACUAUUCCAUCAUUUUCAGUAACGUUUCGCCGCAAGGAUGUUGCAUUCAUUUCCUGGUUUAUGAAACAUUUGUAUGGAAAGGAACAACCUAG
Molecule: messenger RNA, 357 nt
Organism: Helobdella robusta
Lineage: Eukaryota; Metazoa; Annelida; Clitellata; Rhynchobdellida; Glossiphoniidae
Exons: 2
Coding region: 1-357 (118 amino acids)
Source: RefSeq, a predicted model, not a curated record